CACUCCUCCUGCCUGAACGGCGGCCAUGUUCCCUGGCAGUUGUUCCGGUACCUUGCUAGCAAACUAGCACGAUUAAGCACAAGGCAGUGUCUUCUUUCGGGCACUGCACCAACUCUUCUCCGCCUCCAGAGAUUGGUCGAUCCUCAGCGCACUCCGCCAGCGGGAAGACGGAGAGCGGAACCCGCAACUUCCCACCAUCUCAGAUGCUUUCUGAAACACGGGCUUAAGCCACCACCAACCACAGCCUCUUCCUCCUCAUCAGUGCUGCAACAUAUCGGCGACCUUUUUUUCCGAUUAUGCUAGCUAGCUAACUAGCUAGUCGGGAAAACGAAGAGAUUUUUUUCUUGUGUAUUUUUUUCCUUUGGGGUGCUCAUUCGUCUUGGACUAUUUUCACAACUUCCCGGCUAUAGAUACGGACCUUACCCGACGGUUACUGGUUAUUGAAAUAAACUUCAUUGCCCAGAGUGGGGGUUGUGACUGGUUGGUUAGCGAACUAUAUCGCCAGCUAGCUAGCUGCCUAGCCUUGUUUUGUUCUUCCUCCGCUGUUGGUUGGUCAAGUUCCACUUGGGCUGGCCUAAAGUGUGAAUCCCCAGGCUCGAUUUGAAGACUUUAACCGGAGGAUCAGCCCUGCCUUCGUUUAUGCACGUUUUAUGACAGUGCCCAGCUAACGUUGGCUGGCUAUAUUCUUCCUCCGGACACGGAACUGUCUCAGCUUUCCUUCGUCAAGAGAGGGACAGCCAAGUUAUCUGGCUUUUGUAGCUGACGUUGUUUUUUAAAGAGUCUCCUGAAUGUGUUUAUUUUUAUGAUAAAGCUAGCCACCUGUUUGCUAGCUUGCUAUUUAAGUAUUUUGUCAAGAUAUGAUUAUUUUCACUGACGGCUGAAAAACUUCGGCUAGCUAGUUAGCUGCUAGCUAGCUAGCUACAUCCCUCGCCAACGGACACGGACGGCUGCUAGCUGCUAAUGAGGAAUUCAACUUGUUGAUCACAUUAUAGCUAAGCUAACAAGCUACUUUUUUCCGGACUGACAUUGAAGACAAAUGUGCGUCAGAUUCUGAAAGGUUUCGUGACCCCCCUAUCCCCCUCCCUUUUGAGAAUUUCUUAAAAUGUCAGCGCGGACGCCAUUGUUAACAGUCAUUGAGCAUUCAUCAGACCAGUCUCACUCAGAAUCCAAAGCGGGGGGGCGACCCAGCAUGCCGCGAUGCCGGAACCUGGUUGCUACGACGGCAGACGAGCAGCCGCACAUCGGCAACUACCGGCUGCUUAAGACCAUCGGCAAGGGCAACUUCGCCAAAGUCAAACUCGCCCGCCACGUGCUGACCGGGAAGGAGGUGGCAGUUAAAAUCAUAGACAAGACCCAACUCAACUCCUCCAGUCUCCAGAAGCUGUUUCGUGAAGUGAGGAUCAUGAAGCUUUUGAAUCAUCCCAAUAUCGUUAAGUUAUUUGAAGUCAUAGAGACAGAGAAGACGCUGUAUCUUGUAAUGGAGUAUGCCAGUGGAGGUGAAGUGUUCGAUUACCUCGUCGCUCACGGCAGGAUGAAAGAGAAGGAGGCUAGAGCCAAAUUUCGACAGAUCGUUUCAGCGGUUCAGUACUGUCACCAGAAGUGCAUUGUACACAGAGACUUGAAGGCAGAGAACCUGCUCCUAGACGCAGACAUGAACAUCAAGAUCGCAGACUUUGGCUUCAGCAACGAGUUCACGCUGGGAAAUAAGCUGGACACCUUCUGCGGCAGCCCGCCCUACGCGGCCCCGGAGCUGUUCCAGGGGAAGAAGUACGACGGGCCCGAGGUGGACGUGUGGAGCCUGGGGGUCAUCCUCUACACCCUCGUCAGUGGCUCCCUGCCCUUCGACGGACAGAACCUCAAGGAGCUGCGUGAGAGGGUGUUGAGGGGCAAAUACAGGAUUCCUUUCUACAUGUCCACAGACUGCGAAAACCUCCUCAAGAAAUUCCUCAUUCUCAACCCCACCAAGAGGGGCAGCCUAGAGCAGCAGAUCAUGAAAGACCGCUGGAUGAACGUGGGUCACGAGGACGAGGAGCUGAAGCCCUAUGUGGAGCCCCAGCCUGACUACAAGGACCCCAAGAGGACAGAUGUGAUGCUGCAGAUGGGCUACUCUCAGGAGGAGAUCCAGGACUCCCUGGUCAACCAAAAAUACAACGAGGUCAUGGCCACAUACCUGCUACUGGACUACAGGAACUCUGAGCUGGAUGAGUGCAUCAACAUGUCAAUGAAACCCCGCCCAGGAAAUGACAUCACAAACAGCAAUGUCCAGUCCCCGCCUCACAAGGUACAGCGCAGUGUCUCCUCCAAUCAGAAGCCCCGGAGAGCCACCGACCAAGGCUCCUCCUACUCCAAGCGUUCCCAGGGCGACAGUAAGCACGCCCCAGAGGAUCCUGGGAGGAAAGGCUCCGGCAGUUCUGCCAAAGUGCCCCCCAGCCCCCUCGUCCCUGGUGACCAUAAGAAGGGCAGCUCGACCCCCUCUUCUAACAGCGUCCUGACGACUGGUACGAGUCGGAACCGAAACUCCCCCGUCACUGAGAGAGCCACGCUCGGGGUACAGAACGGCAAGGACAGCCUGAACACUCCAGGGUCCCGAGCCUCCACCGCCUCGGCUGCUGCUGUCCUCUCCUCCACCUCCCGCCCCCGACACCACAAGUCCCUGUCCACCUCCGCCCACCCCAGCCCCCCCGACCUCCACGCACUCCAGCCCAGCAACCCUCCUCAAAGAGUGCCGGUGGCGUCUCCCUCUGCCCACAACAUCAGCAGCUCCACUGUGACGGACCGCACCAACUUCUCCAGGGGGGUGGCCAUCAGAAGCACUUUCCACGCUGGCCAGCAGAGGGCGAUGCGUGACCAGCACGCCUCCGCCUGCAACGGUCCCCCGGCCUCUCCCUCCCUCUCCCACGGGAACAGCCAGGCCCGCCGUCCUGGGGCCACAGGCAUCUUCAGCAAGUUCACGUCCAAGUUUGUGCGCAGAAAUCUCUCGUUCAGAUUCCCAAGAAGGAGCCCGUAUGAGGGAGAGGGUCGGGAUGAGGCGAGCAGGCCAAUGCUGAGCACCGCCGACAAGAGGGACAAAGGCCCAGGCGGCACGCUAGGCUCCGUGGGCGACGAGAACAAGGACUCGCUGUCCCCGUCGCCCGUCCCCAGCACGCCCACCCCGCCCCAGCACCAGCCCUCCAAGGACUCGAAGCCGCGCUCCCUGCGCUUCACCUGGAGCAUGAAGACCACGUCCUCCAUGGAGCCCAACGAGAUGAUGAAGGAGAUCCGCAAGGUGCUGGACUCCAACAGCUGCGAGUACGAGCUACGCGAGCGCUUCAUGCUGCUCUGCGUGUCGGGCAACCCGGCGCGCGACGACUUCGUGCAGUGGGAGAUGGAGGUGUGCAAGCUGCCCCGCCUCUCCCUCAACGGCGUCCGCUUCAAGCGCAUCUCCGGUACCUCCAUCGCCUUCAAGAACAUCGCCUCCAAGAUCGCCAAUGAGCUCAAACUGUGAGGGACGGGGGGAAACAAGCCAGCAGGGCAGAGAGAGAGAGAGGGAGGGAGGAGGACUAAAACCUGGGGAAGUGGACACCGGGAGAGAGGGGGGCUGUUUGCAGGAGUGGAGGAACUCGAGCUUUGAGAGACCAGGACAACGGAGAGAACUGAAGCUUUUUAAGAGAGGUGGAGGUUUGAUUUAUGGAAAGUGCAUAAACUUGACAGGGCAGAAGAAGUUGGGAGAGGUUUCUGGGGCAGGUGUGUGUACAGAUUUUUAGGGGGUGGUUUGUUUUGGGGAGGUGUUUUUCUGUUUGGGUUUUCUGUCCCCCCUCCUCCCCUUUCUUUUUUUUUUUGUUGUCCUCUUAUGUGGCUAUUUUUGUGUUUUCCCUGGUGGUCUUUAUUAAACCUCAUGUCUCAUUUCAGUUAGAGUGGAGUGAUGAGGAAAUGGAGAGGAAGGGGAGAGAGAAAUGAACUGAUCAACAGAAUGUGGGUUUCCUGUUAUAAGUUAUAAACUCAAACCAGCUCCUGUUAGUGCAAGUUGUAACCUUCCCCCACUCCUUCCCCUCCCCUAACCCAAAUGAUGGUGAAGUACCAUACUACUUGAGUAUCGUACUCCUUAUUCCAGGUGUGUACUGCAACCGGACUGAGAGCGCUGCAGUUUAACACUCUGAAUGUACAACCGCAGUGAUGCGCAAGCAAGCCUCAGUUAGCAACUUACUGGGCGGAGCUAGCAGUGACUCAUUUUCAAUUCAAAGGGCUUUGAUUGGUUCAAAUCACAUAAUUGACAACCUAUGGCAGCUCCGCCCAUUGAGUGUUCCAUGAGGCUUGAGUCCAUCACUACAGCACAUACAGGGUCUUACCUGAGGAUAAACUGAGAGUUUGGAUUUGAACCUGAAGUCUUCUAGUUAUGAGCUGUCACGAUUCUGCCCUCCUCCCCCACAUUUCUUUUCUACAGCAGGGGUUAUUUUUUUCUGAAUAACUAAUUAAGGGCCAAUUAAGUAAUUAUUGGUGGAUUGUAUUGUAAUUAAGAGUUGUUGGUUGGUUUCAAAGUGCUGCACUGGAGUGAGUCAGAGUUUUGUUGCCUUUCUGGAGAAAAUUAUUAAUAUUAUAAGAAUAAACAAAGUUGAAUGAUUGUUUUUGUUUUUGUGUUUUGUUUGGUUGCAUCUCAUUUUUGUAUAGGGAAAUGGAACCUCCUGUUAUACCCCUCAACCUUCCGUAAAGCAAUUUAGCCGAGUAGGAGUGGAAAUAUUCCUGAAAAAAUCUUUAAACGUUUAUCACUGGAAAGAAAGAAGGGUCCUAUUUUGAUUUUGAUCUCUUUUUUUAGCUGUUGAAAAAUCCAUUGAUUCAGCUCUUUGUAUUCCUUAUAAUCACUUAACGGUCAUUGUGACAGCCAGCAACAUGGCUAGGUAACUAUAAUUUAUUUAAAAUGUGGUUUGCUUUCCCCUGAUACUGUAGUUUCCUUAUCAUGCACUAGUCGCUCCAUAAAUUCCAGCUGCAAGUUUAGGUAUCUGAUACUGGUCAUGAGCACCUGGAAUUCUGGAGUUCAAAGGCUGCCUGUUCUUGAUUUGCGGGAAUGUAUGUGUGGAUAUAGCUUUUCAACAUUAUUUGUAUAAAAUCUGGUAAUGCACACACUCCUCUUCAGCAUCAGCUUGUGCUGUUACAGACAAUGAUGAAAUCUGCUGUAAAGUAAAAACCGAGAGAUGCCCAAGGUCUCCCCAGCGUCUUCCUGCUUGAAACCACAUGGUUUUUCCUGAUCAGCCAGGGGGGGGAAAUGCAUUCCCAGGACCGGACAAGUUAACCGCUUACCACUGACUCCAUGAACUGUACAUCAUGCAUGUAGAUGUAUUGUAUGUGGCUUGCAUCCCACACCUGCUGCUGAUGCGUGCACUUUUUCUUACCAGGGGAAGGACAGCUCCUUUUCUUGAGGUCGUGAUCUGAGAAUGAAACCUCUGGCAGUCUUGGUUUUAUUGCUUGAGGAAUCCCUUACGUUAAGACGGAAUUGAGUGAAUGAGUGUCCUCAUUCAGCAAUUUUUUUUCAGGCGCACUGAUACCGUUUGCACUCAGAACUGGGAGUUGGGCUUUAAUUAAAAAUGAUUCAGUGAAGGCAAGGACACAGCGAGGCAGGCGAUUCCGGGCCCUCAGGUAGACUGAGCACCUGGAGAGAAGGCCGACUGCGAACAGGACUGAACAUCCCUGAGAGGCAGGAAGUCUGCCGGCCACCAGCCCCCCCCCCCCGGACCCACAUGCUGCUUCAGCUCCCGUCAACAUCGCCUGCUUUACAAUCGAGACGCGUUUCCAGCCAGCACUCCACGGAUUGCACCCUCCUCCAUCUCAGUCUGAGCCAGGCACAGUCACAUGGCUUGACUCAUGGAAAUAAAAAAAAAAAAAAAAAAAAAAAACUUUU
Molecule: messenger RNA, 5869 nt
Organism: Megalops cyprinoides (Indo-Pacific tarpon)
Lineage: Eukaryota; Metazoa; Chordata; Actinopteri; Elopiformes; Megalopidae
Product: serine/threonine-protein kinase MARK2-like
Exons: 19
Coding region: 1103-3484 (793 amino acids)
Biological process (GO): protein phosphorylation; intracellular signal transduction; microtubule cytoskeleton organization
Cellular component (GO): cytoplasm
Molecular function (GO): tau-protein kinase activity; ATP binding; protein serine/threonine kinase activity
Source: RefSeq, a predicted model, not a curated record